This is a messenger RNA of Anarrhichthys ocellatus (wolf-eel), 6741 nucleotides long. RefSeq names its product protein mono-ADP-ribosyltransferase PARP14-like. Gene Ontology annotation, cellular component: nucleus; cytoplasm. The coding region runs from base 167 to 5032 and encodes 1621 amino acids. Lineage: Eukaryota; Metazoa; Chordata; Actinopteri; Perciformes; Anarhichadidae. The transcript is spliced from 15 exons. Gene Ontology annotation, molecular function: transcription corepressor activity; NAD+ poly-ADP-ribosyltransferase activity. Gene Ontology annotation, biological process: negative regulation of gene expression; protein poly-ADP-ribosylation. The record is from RefSeq and is a predicted model, not a curated record.
AGUACAUUUACUUUCACUUUGCACCACUCUUAAAGAGGCUCUGCCACAUUCAUCUUGGCUUAGUUCAGUAAACCUCCUCGAAACCGGGAAAUAGAGUGGCACCCGGUUCCACUGCAGUCCGCUCCUGUACGUAUUUUAAUUAUAAAGUCUAUCAAGCGUUCACACCAUGGAGGGUCCUUACCAGUAUCCCGUCUUCUUCGAGGGUCCCGGUCUGGACGAAAAGCAAAAGAAGAAAAUAGGAAAAUACUUUACCGUGCGACGCAAAUCCGGUGGUGGAGACUGCGGCUCGAUAACAAACGUGCACGAUCACGUUUACAGCAUUGCUUUUAAUAAGCGAGAUGCUCAGGAAAGAGUCCUGCAGAGAUCUGAACAUGUGUUGGAGUUUGACGGGGGUCCUCUGGUGCUGACUGUGCGAAGCACCCCGGGACCUUCCGCCGGCUCUCCCAUCACAUCCUCGACUACAAGACAGUCAGUUAGUCCAAAACUGGACUCAACAUCAUCACAGCAGACACAGCCGUCCAGUCUUAACCCAAGCCUGCUAACAAGUGGCGAAGAAUAUGAACUACGACUUGAUUCUCACCUCCUACGUUAUCUAAAGGAGUGCCCCAAGGCUGUGAAAGAACUAGAGGAAGCACUCAGCUCUGUGGCCUGCUCUGCCCAGCUGUACCCAGAGGAGCGGAGGGUUUUAGUUAGCCGGUUAGCUCAAGCUGGUGCUGCAGUUAGAAAUUGGAAAGCCGAGGUAGACAAACUCUUUGAUGGCUAUAUGUGCCACUGUGAGGUGGACCCUCACAAAGGUAAAGCUUUAAUUAAGUCCUGCAGCUCUCGUCAGACCACAGAUGGGGUAAAGGUGUACAGCGAGGAUGGGAUGGCCAUUGUGGUUGGGGAGCGUUCUCAAGUGAAGGCCAUGUUGAUGGCUGUAGAGGACUCGCAUGUUAAACGACGGUCAGGUUCCAGUGAGAAGCAAAAAAGCAUUCGUCGACUGGGCGAGGCCAAGCUCCGCCUCCUCUGGAAAGAGAUGGAGCCCAGUUUGCGACAAGAUUUUCCAGAAGUGAAGGUCACGCAGGGAGCUGCAGGUCAGUUAGUUUUGGAAGGUUCUGUGGAGGAGAUUCUUAAGGCUGGAGAUUCUAUCUCUGAGCAGGAGAAUCUUGUGUUCGAAAGGACCGUUUCUGACAUGAGCCCACAUCUUUUGGCCUUCUUGAGAAAGGCAUACGGCGGUGCAGGGGUGCUGGGGGACUUUUUAGGGGUUGGUGGCAAGGUGGAAAUAGAGUUACGAGACACGGAGGUACGUUUCUUCACCGUGUCUGCUAAUAAACUGGAUGACACAGAAAAAAAACUGAAAGAAAAAUUCAAGGAAGUCAAGAUUGAUGUUCCUAACUGCUCUUCUGUGCCGACUGAUCUUCGUGAAAAGCUAAAGCCCAAGACAAAUGAAAUGAACCAAGGGCAAUACAGGGCUCAGGUCGUGUUUGGCCCAGACAGCACGGUGUGCCUACUGGGCCACACCAAAGAGGUCGAAGAGCUAAAUGAAGUUGUCAUACAGUUUAUUUUGGAUGAGUCAAGCAUAGAAGGCCAAGUCAUUCUUCCUUACUCAGAGUUAGUACAACUCUUACCAGAAUUCCUGCAGCUGCAUGGGUUUGACUAUUCAGGGGUUACCUUCCAUCCUUCAACAUCUUUCCCUGGGCCCAUGGUGGUGCUGGAAGGUCCAUCCGGAAAAGUGACCGAGAUCAGGAACAAACUGGGCCCAUUUCUGGACUCCCUUGUUCAGGAUAGAAUCACCAUUGACCUACCAGGGGCAGUAAGGUAUUUUGAAAGUUCCACUGGAAGAGUCAACAUUUUAAGUGUUGCUCAUUCUCAGAAGUGUCUCGUACAGCUUCAGGAACAAGCUCACGCUACAAGACAGAUUUUGGCAUCUGGUGCAGGAUUGAGUGGAGUAAACACAACAGUUGCUAGCUACAGCCUUCGUGACGGGUUCCAGGUGCUGGUGUGUCAGGGUGACAUCACCAAACAGGAAGCUGAUGCCCUAGUGAACGCUGCCAACGAAGAUCUGGACCACUGUGGUGGGGUCGCUGCUGCACUGAGUAAAGCGGGUGGCCCUCAGGUGCAGAAGGAGAGCAGAGAUAUAGUAAAGCGGACUGGAAAAGUUCCUACAGGUGAUGUGGUAGUGACCACAGGGGGACACUUAAACUGUAAGAUACUGCUGCAUGCUGUUGGGCCUGUAGGAGGAAAAUCAGGUGGCAGAGAGAGGAUCUUACUGGAGACAACUGUCCAGUCUGCUCUAAAUUUAGCAGAGGCAAAGGAUUUAAGGUCUAUAGCCCUGCCCUGUAUCAGCUCAGGUGUGUUUGGUGUUCCCGUCGCUGUGUGCUCUGACGCUAUUGUAACUGCUGUGAAAAAGUUUGGUAGUCAGGGAGGCCGAAGUCUGAGCAGAGUUAUCCUGAUUGAUAACAGAGGAGAGGUGGUGAGGGCCAUGCAGGAAGCAUGUGACCGGCUUCUCCAAGGGAUAAGUAGCGGAAAUGCUGCACCAAGAGAUCCGGGGUUCCAAAGAGGAGCCACUGGUGGAGCUCCUGAAGAUGGUGUCCAUGUAGAGAUCAUUCAGGGAACCCUGGAGACCCAGCAGGUGGAUUGCAUAGUAACCCCUAUGCUUGGCCAUGAUCCCACCUCAAUCCGUGUUGGAAACGCUUUGUCAGUCAUGGUUGGACCUCAGCUGACUGCAAAUUUCCAUAAGGAAGCAGGAGGACCAACAUUGCCUGGCAACACAGUCCUGGUGGCGGGUUUGCCUACCCUUCAAUCUAAAGGAGUGUUCUUCCUCAACCUUCUUCCCUGGGAUAAUAACCAACAUGGAGUUGCCAUCCAGACUAUGAGACAGGGCAUCAGAAAAAUUCUGGCUUCCUGUCAUACCAGAGGCUUCAGUUCUGUUGCCUUCCCUGUGCUUGGGACCGGUUUUGUCCUGCAUUUUCCUCACAGCGUGGCAUCCAGGGUUUUACUGGAGGAGGUCCGUAAAUUUGAACAGGACCGGGACACCAGAACAUCUUUCCUGGUCCGUUUUGUCAUCCACCCCAAUGACAAAGAUUCCAGCAAGGCCUUCCAGUCUGCCCAGGAAACUCUGCAUCUCAGAGGAUUCACCAACGACGCUAACCCAGACCAAGCUUCCUUUUACCGCCAUGUCUCCGUAACUGAUGGUGAGGUCACAGCCAUGCUGGGUAGAGUCAAGCUCCAGAUGGUCCGCGGUGACAUCAUUCAGGAGAGCACUGAUGCCAUUGUCAACACAACUAACUUCUCCAACAACCCAUCUGGUGUGUCUAAAGCCAUUGUGACUACAGCAGGGCCCAGUGUCCAGGCACAGUUGGCACAAGUGGGCAUCCCAGCAGACUACAUGUGCACCACAGGACCCGGGUUGCUUGGCUGUCAGGAAAUCAUUCAUGCUAGCUUCAAGUGUGACACUCAGAUUAUUCGGAAGAACUGCAAAAAGAUACUGAAGCAGUGUGAGAGCAAAGGCUACAGCUCAGUGGCCUUCCCAGCCAUCAAUACUGGUGUGGCUGGUAUGGACUCUGACAAAGCUUGUAAAGCCAUGCUGGAUGGCAUGACCUCAGCUGUUAGUGACUUGAAACCAAAUUCCCUCACACUGAUCCGCAUUGUCAUCUUCCAGCAAUCGGUCUUCCAGGCUUUCAGAGCAGAGCUGGAGAACCGCUUUCGACAAACAGCUGCUCGCCACCUCAGUCUUAGAGAAAAAGCGAAACAAAAGCUCAAGAAGUGGCACGACAAGUAUUCAAAAACCUCCACAACUUCAACACCUCAAGGCAAAACCUUCGCCUCCUCAAAGCCACCGCCAGCUGUAGUAAGUGUGAUCAGUUGUAGUCCAGACAGCAUCAGGACAGUGAAGAAAGAGUUGGAGGGGAUCCUGCAGAAGCAGCUGGUAGAGAGAGAGGUGGAUGUACAUCAUUUUUCCAGGCUUGAUGGGAUGGAGCUGGAGGCAGUGCAGGCCAAAGUCAAAGUCUUGGGUAUAAGCCUGGAGUGCAGGAGGCGUCAAAGUUCUGAGGGUGUGAACGGCAACCGAGCAGGAAACGCAGCCCGAGCUGAAGCUAGAGAUCGGUCAGGGUCAGGAAAGGAGGUCUAUGUGCUGACAGGCCUAAAAGAGGACGUGUUGGGCGUCUUCGAGCUUAUAAACAGAGCAAUCCAAGAGGCAUUUUGCGAAGACCUCCAAGACAAAGAAGAAGCCAUGUUGGCUCUUACUGUGCAGUGGUCGAUUCAGGAUAUAAAUAAGGCCUGGCAAGAGCUGAACAUGCAUGACAACUACAUGCUUGAGGAGGCUCACCUGGAGAAACAAGUGUUUGUAGAAUUGACGGCACCAAACGGCAUGAUGUUGGAAGUCAACCUGAGAACACAAGCAGCCACCAAUCUGCUAACAGGCGUCAUGUACAAAGUGAAAAGGAGCAAGUCUGAAACGGCCGUAGAGUUGCCAACAGAAUGGGAACCUAUGCACGGAGAAGUGUUUAAAAAGAUCCAGCUGCAACCUAACUCACCAGAGUACCAGACUGUAGCCCAGGGCUUCCUCAAAAUGGCUAAAUACAACAUCCAAAAAAUUGAGCGGGUGCAAAACUACUACCUGUGGCAUGCCUAUACUGUGUGUAGGCAGCGUAUAUUUGCCAAAAAUGGCCCAGCAGACCUUGGGGAGAAGACUCUCUACCAUGGCACAUCGGCAGAGUCAUGCCACUGCAUUGAAAGGGACAGAUUUAACAGGAGCUACGCAGGACAACACGCUGCCAUGUUUGGAAAGGGAGUUUACUUUGCUGUCAAUGCACAGUAUUCAGCAAGCAGAUACAGCCCAGCAGACGCGUCAGGCUUGAAGAGGCUGUAUGUGGCUCGUGUCCUGACCGGCCGUUACACGGUCGGUAAUUCUUCCAUGAAAGACACCCCUCCUCGAGGCUCAGACCAGACCGACUGCUUCGACAGUUUGGUGAACAACCAGCAGCAGCCCACCAUGUUUGUGAUCUUCCACGAUGACCAGGCCUACCCAGAGUACCUCAUCACCUUCAACUGAGUAAAACUGUAGAAAGUCACGGUUCAACACUGUGCUGUGGUGUCAGAACCAUCCUGGUUAAAUGCUACAAAAGUAGCGAUACCUUAGAAUGUGCCAUCCAAUUUCUACUUUCAGAUAAAGUUUUCUUUUUUCUUUUUUAUUUCCUGAGCAUAUUUUUGAAUUGCACAGAGUUGAAUUAUAGCGUUCACCAACUGUAUUGAACAGCCUUGUAUUGAAGGACAAACCUGUACCGCAGAAACACACCGUGAGUUUAUACUUUCCUUUUUUGGAAAUCUUUUUACGAUUUGCGUCAGUGAUAUGAAUUGUUAAAUUAGUCAAAUGUUAGGGGAAUGUAACUCAUAUUAAGCGGUGUGUAAUAACCUUAAUUUGGCAAAGAUUGUUCUCAGGGUUAUUGUAUUGUCAUUUAUUUGAUCUUAUUGAUUAAUAUAAUAUUUGAGGCAGACAUAUUGGUUUUCUUUUUAUUGAUUUAAUAUAAGUCUUUAGUUCUCUGCACUUUAUUCAUUCAACUCCAAGUGUUAAUAUUAUGUAAAAUAUAACAUAGCUGAUGCACACAUUUUAACAAUCUAUGCAAAAGUAGAAUAAGCCUAAAACCCCUUAUUCUCAACAUUAAACGAGCAGGGAUUAAACCAUCUGCGCCAAGGUAAUUGAUUCAUUACAAGUGGUCACACUGUAUUUUGGAAGUACUGUUUUGAUGCUAGACUUACAGUAAUAUGUAGUAAAUAUAUUGCUAAAAAUUCAAUUGAAGAAUUUCUCUGACUGUACAAUGAGGAUUUUGAAAUCAAAGAAUCCAAAGUAAAUAUAUUUCAGACAUUAUUUGUAUUUGAAAGGUGCAAGAGAAUACAGCAGCAAAAGGAGCAGUGUCUGUGUUUUUGUAGCCGCGCCAUUUUUUUGACAGUUUUAAAGAGCUUUUCUGAACAAUGUAAAUAAAAUAAAUUAUGAUUUAUGUGGUACAUUAUGAUUUACAAGUAUCAGAAAAUGGUGGUAGAAAAAAAUUACAGAACAUUGAACAUGUAUACCAAAAAAAACCUGUUGAAAUAAAAAAAUAAAACUAUUAAAUUAAUGAAAUUAAGUCUUAUUGCUUUAAAUGUUCUCUAACAUAAAUCAGUUAAGUGAGAAUGAACAUUUUGAACAUGAAGUGUACAGCUGCAGAAAGUCACAUUACAUUUAGCAAUCUUUUGACAAUAAUUAUUAAAAGUUGGAAAAGCUGUAAAUAUUUUUCAUGAACUUCAAACAGGGAAAAUCAAAAAUCCACUGAAUGUGGAGUAGUGAUUUGGAUGACUACUGAUCAUCCUGUUUUCCCAAAGACGAACAUUGACAUGGUCUCCAACUUGUAGCUGCAAGAUAGUGCUGUUAGAUCUAGAGCGUGAAUGAUUUAGAGUACCAUACCAUGACACUAUUUGGUUUCCAUUUCGGUACAAACUGCCACUGGAGCUACCACUCCAGACGAAGGAGGUGAAAGUGAAAUAAUAGACUCCCUGCACUGGUGCUGUAAAAUAACCUGCAACAAUAGUAAAAUAAAAUCACUGUUCAACAUGAGUUACCAAACAGUACUUGACAACUAAUUCAAGAGCAAGUACACGGUGAAUACUGACCUGUGACUGGGCUGUAAUGCCCUCCAGUGUUGAACAGAACAUGAUUGUAGACCAGAGCGUAAAGAACAUUCACAGGACCAAUGGUGCCAUGUAUUGAGAAUGUAGCAGAAAAUGCAA